Molecule: messenger RNA, 2923 nt
Organism: Tachysurus vachellii
Lineage: Eukaryota; Metazoa; Chordata; Actinopteri; Siluriformes; Bagridae
Gene: gpr45
Product: G protein-coupled receptor 45
Exons: 2
Coding region: 1368-2486 (372 amino acids)
Biological process (GO): G protein-coupled receptor signaling pathway
Cellular component (GO): membrane
Molecular function (GO): G protein-coupled receptor activity
Source: RefSeq, a predicted model, not a curated record
GCGUGCACUUUAGACAGCGUUGCUUGAAAUUAAAUAAAGCAAUCUAAGAUAAUUACAUCUUUAAUCGAAUAAUACGACAGUUAUAGAGAAUUUUAAUGUCUUUCCAUGCAUUUUUUUAUCUGUUUAUAUCUACUUCGGGUCAGUCAUGGUCAGUGAAAAAAUAGUAAAGAAAUUUCAAUAGUAUGUUUAAAUUAGCUUAAAGAUUGCCUUAAAUAAUGUCUUCUGCAGAUAUUUCAGUUAAAUCUUUCUGAUGAAGAGAAAAAAAGAAUUGUAUAUGCACACAGAUUAAAACGUCCUGAUGCCAGUUUCCUGUGGGUCUCUUUACACAGAGCCAAACAUUAUCUUUAGUAUCUAAGCAACAAGUUGAUAACGUGAUGCAGCAACGAUUUAAGUGGCUUUCUGAUGAUAUUCUUGUGGAUUCAAGUGGAUCAUACUGCUGCUUGUGCAUACAAAUGGUGCUGAAAUAAUGUCAACAUAUGAUUAACUCUCUAAUUAUUGGAUUGUUUUGAAUGGCCUGCAUCUCGAACGAGAUUUUGCACCUUUAUCUUAGUGGCAGAAGAAUUAACAGUACAUCUUAAUACUCAGUUGGUCUGUAGAUUACUAAAUGUAACGAUAUAUUAAAUGCUCGUAUAUCAGUUUCGGAUUGGGACAAAAUCAGGUGCAUCUAAUCUAAUCUAAAGCAGUUAUAGUCAAGAGAGGAAACUGCAGCAGACUAAUGAAAUAAGAACCCCACCAGUAGAACCUACAAUAACAUGAUAAACAUUAUAGUCUUUAAAAAGUACCAGUAUGUGGUGGAGUGAUAAACUGGAGCAAAUUGUGAUAAAAGAAAAUGACUAAAAUGACGUUAUUUGUAACUGAUCUUACAGCACAGUAAGGUUCUUCAGUGUGUUACUCUGUUUACAAAAUUAUAACUCCUUUAUCUAGGCUGUUCUUAAAAAAAUAAAGACUUUUGAUUGUGUAUCUAUUAUUUGGCAGUUACUUUAGUGAAAAGAACUAUCUUCACAUCAGUGGUACUAACUGAUGAAUUUACUGACAUCAUUGAUGAAUUGUUGCGACCCUCCAACGCCCCUUCAGAUACAAAUGGAUAAUAGUCUAUUAACGUCUGCUUUACAUAUUUCAGUCUCUAAAGGUGCAUUAAGGAUUUUAACUUUAAAGUAUUUGACUCAGUAUGGAUGGACAGGAGAGCGUUGGAUUCUAAUCGUUGUUUUCUUUCGUACUUAAAUGUCUUUCCUGUCGUCAUAGUAACCAUGGCAACUGGAGGAUCAAUUGGGUUAUUUUUGUUGUAGAUUGCCAAAAGGAGAGGACCAUGUUAAAAAAUUAGCGCAGACUCUUCAAACAUGGACUGAUAUUGCCUGGUAACUUCUGUCAUGUCUGUAUGUAAUGCCAGCUCUGUGGAACUAUGUGGCCUGCCUGGACCAACAGAGCCUGAGCUGCAGGUGGUUGAGACUAGUUUAAUUCCUGUUGUGAUAAGGGUGGCUUUAGCUGCCAUCAUGAUCUUCAUGAUCACUAUUGGUUUCUUGGGCAAUUCAAUAGUGUGUUUGAUCGUCUAUCAAAAGCCGGCAAUGCGAUCAGCUAUCAACCUGCUUCUAGCCACGCUAGCCUUUUCAGACAUUAUGCUCUCUCUGCUGUGUAUGCCUUUCACUGCGGUAACUGUGGCCUCCACGGACUGGAGUUUCGGAGUAGGAUUCUGCCGAGCGUCUGUCAUGCUUUACUGGUUCUUUGUUCUGGAGGGUGUCUCCAUCCUGCUCAUCAUCAGCGUGGAUCGUUUUUUCAUCAUCGUGCAGAGGAAGGACAAGUUAACUCCACAUCGUGCCAAAGUUCUGAUCGCAUCCUCAUGGGCUCUCUCCUUUUGUGUGGCACUUCCAUCACUUAUAAGCUGGAGGACAGGUAUCAUCAUAAAACGGGUGCCGCAGUGCAUCCUGGGAUAUAGUGAUUCACUGGCAGAACGGGGUUACAUGGUUCUGUUAGCAGUAGCAGUUUUCUUUGUUCCGUUUGGUGUCAUGCUGUAUUCCUACAUGUGCAUUCUGAACACAGUGCGACGAAACGCGCUGCGCAUCCACACCCAUGUUGCUGAAGACUGUGCAGGGCUUAAGCUGGGUCUUACAGGUCUGCAGCGCCCCCCACAGGUCAACGUGGACAUGAGCUUCAAAACAAGGGCCUUCACCACCAUCCUCAUCCUCUUCAUUGGCUUCUCAGUGUGUUGGUUGCCUCAUACUGUAGUGAGCUUAAUGGCUGUUUUCAGUCGCCGCUUCUACUUCAGUCCAGCAUUUUAUCCAGUCAGCAUAGGGGCUCUGUGGCUCAGUUACCUAAAAGCUGUAUUUAACCCUGUCAUCUACUGCUGGAGGAUCCGCAAAUUUCGUGAAGCCUGUUUAGAUUUCAUGCCCAAGACUUGCAGGCUGUGCCCCAAAGUUCCUGGUCGAAGUCACAGGCGUAUACGACCCAGCAAUAUUUAUAUCUGUAGCAGUGAGACCCAGUCUGCUGUUUAACAUUUGAAUUUUCUAAACUGAAAUGUGGUUACACUUUAAUUUGUUCAUAGUCCAGCUGAAAUGUGUAACACCUUGCAAGUGACUCAGUAAAAAAUGUCACUGACACCUUCGUUUCAACAACACAGAUAGCAUAAAAUAGGAUAUCCUUUACAGUUACUGGUGUGGAUUAUUUAAUCUGUUCAUUUCAGAUGUACUUUUAAGCAAAUAAAUCCCUGACUUUUAAUGUGAUCUAACACUAAAAAGCCACAUCAGAUAAUUAUUUGUCAUACAGUGUAAUACAAGCAAAUGGAAGCCACUUUUAUUCUGUUUUUUAUAAGUUUUUUAUGUUUAGAAAGAAUCACAACAAAUUGAAACCAUGGACAUUGACAAAUAAAGCAUAUGUUGAAAAUUUUGUUAACUGAAUGGAAAUACUCUAAUAAAAUAAUGCAAUAAAGCAA